UUUAGGAGACUGUCAAGCACACAGCUGACCCAAACUCACCUGAUGGAAGUAUUUAAAGGAUAAAAACGGAUUAUUUUAGUGGUAUUCUGUAGCUGUGGUCGUGUUUAGAGGCACUGGUCGCCUCAGUCUGAAAUGUAUCUCUUACUUUGCGCGGCCGACAGUUCGUUUUAUACGUUAUUUAGUCCGUUAUCCCGCUUGUAAGGUAGCUCGAAAGCUAUCGUAGCGAGGUCAAAAUGACUCUUCCAGCUUUGCACAACACCGGCGUGCUUUACAGACGGAUUCUGUCACAGUUUCCCCAAGACAUCACUCUGGCUUUUGCCUAUGGAUCUGGUGUUUUUAAACAACACGGGACCAACCAAGGUCAAAUGGAGAAGAACAUGCUGGACUUUGUGAUCGCGGUGGACGACCCGGUGACGUGGCACACCAUGAAUCUGCUGCAGAAUCGCAAACACUACUCCAUCCUCAAGCUGCUCGGGCCCAAGACUAUCAGCUCCAUACAAAAUGAACACGGAGCUUCGGUGUACUACAACACGCUGGUGCCUGUGGAUGGGAAGAUAAUCAAAUAUGGUGUAAUUAGCACAGAAUCUCUGAUAGAUGACCUGAUGCACUGGAAGACCAUGUAUGUUGCUGGACGCCUUCACAAACCAGUGAAAAUGCUUGUGCAGAGUGAGAAUGGAAAGCUCCGUGCUGCUCUGGUAGCCAACCUGAAGAGUGCUGUGACCGCCUCCUUCCUGAUGCUCCCGGAGAGCUUCACUGAGGAAGACCUCUUCCUGCAGAUAGCUGGUCUUUCAUACGCUGGGGAUUUUCGAAUGGUGAUUGGAGAAGAUAAAUCCAAGGUGGCCAAUAUUGUCAAAGACAAUAUUCAGCACUUCCGGAUUCUGUACAGCAACAUCCUGCAGGACUGCCCACAAGUGGUCUACAAACCUAAUCAAGGAAAACUGGAGGUUGACAAAAGCCCAGAGGGCCAGUUUAUUCAGCUGAUGGCGUUGCCUCGGACCCUGCAGCAAAAGAUCACAAAGCUGGUCGAUCCUCCAGGCAAAAACCGAGACGUGGAGGAGAUCCUGCUGCAGGUUGCUCAGGACCCAGACUGUGGAGCUGUUGUGCAGCAAGGUAUUUCAUCUAUUGUGAAAACUUCCAGUAUAACACAGAGUAUCAAAGGCAUUGCUACAGCUGGCUUGUGGAAGACAGUGUCGUACAGCUCCAAAAAACUGAUGAAGAUGUGGAAGGGUUGGAGGAGGAAACCCUCCGUCUCACAGACAUCCUGAUCCUGUCUGUCUACCAGGAACCUGUCUUACUCUAGAACUGUCAGCCAGACAAUCUACGUUCAUCCUUUUGGUUUUAGCCUGAAACUAACUGUGGCUGGAACAAUCACACACUGACCUCUGGUUGUGUCACCGUGGAGCCUCUAUCCCUUACGAGGUGUUAGUCUGUGUUUGAAUAGUUUAGAGCUGUCUGUACAACUGCCCUUUAUCGUGCAGUUCAUAAAAGUUGUAUAAAAGAUGGUGACAUUUCACAAGCCUGACUGAAUUAUGGCUGACAUUUAAUGGUACUACAGAUCGGACCUUUUCUGGAUAAUGACUACAGUGUUACUACAGUGUCUAGCGAGGAACUGCUGAAUUCAGCUAUGUCUUGAGCCAAUGGCGUGUGGUGCACAGAAUGUAACCAGGACUGCAAGAUAUAAUGAAGAAAAUAUUUUGAAUUCUCUUUAUACAUGGACACACACACACACACACACACACACACACACACACACACACACUUCUCAUCCCCCUCCUAGAUUGCCAAAAAAACUCAAAUCUUUCAUUUCACCCUUUAACCACAUUUUUAAUGUUUGUGCUAUAUGUAUGUUGCUCAUUGUUACCAGAUGUUUACGUCUCUGCCACCUUAUUGUUAUGAGCUUGUCAUAUUGACAACUGGAGGUCUUCAAUGGGAAUAGGCAUUGAUUUGUUCUUCACAAAUACUUGCUUUAGUCGAAUUCAGUGACAAGGUUUAAUAAACGUUUUAAUACAA
This is a messenger RNA of Morone saxatilis (striped sea-bass), 2010 nucleotides long. It is a transcript of the gene tamm41, whose product is annotated as TAM41 mitochondrial translocator assembly and maintenance homolog. NCBI's taxonomy places the organism in Eukaryota, Metazoa, Chordata, Actinopteri, Moronidae. Gene Ontology annotation, molecular function: phosphatidate cytidylyltransferase activity. Gene Ontology annotation, biological process: CDP-diacylglycerol biosynthetic process; cardiolipin biosynthetic process. The record is from RefSeq and is a predicted model, not a curated record. The transcript has 8 exons. Bases 234 to 1265 code for a protein of 343 amino acids. Gene Ontology annotation, cellular component: mitochondrion.